GCGUUAUUAAUCUGGCACUGUAUCAAAUUAUGUUCUUCCUACAGUAGAAAAGUGUUUCGAAUCUUUUAUAACCAUUUUUUUUCGUAAAAAGAUUUGUUGAACACUACUGCUUACUUGCCUUUGUCCGAUUUGGAGGUUAUUAUAUUGUUUUCAUCCAGAAGGUUCCAGAAAGCUUCUUUUCCGCUUUCGGAAAUUACUUUUACUUAGAUGCUCAUCACCUCUGAGAUGUUCUGAUUCCUCGUGUUUUAAGAAAGCAUUUUUCAGACACAUCAAAAGCAAAUGCCGAAGUCAAAUAAAAAAGGCAGUAAAAGACUGAAGAUUUCAAGGAAAAAGAGGAAAACCAUCUUAGAAAUUAAAAUCGACAAAUUUUGUUCAGAUGAAGAAAAGUAUGCAGAUUUUUUAAAGCGAUCAAGUAUGUGGAUGACGCAAAAUGAGGAGCAAUUGAGAAGUCUUCUUCAUUUAACUGUUCAGUACUCAGAUAUUAAUUUCACUUAUGAUGAUUUCAAGGCUGCUCUAUUAUCGCUGAACUGUCCGUUCACGAAACUGGAACUUGAUGUAAUUACAAGACUACUGGAUAGAGAUAAGAAUGGAUUCAUUGAAUACGAAGAUUUAGCAUCCAGUCUGAUAAGUUUAAGUAUUAAAGAUGGAGCUUUGAAAAUAAAGAACAUUGAGAAAAUAGAAAAAUCUGAAAGAGGAUGGGUUGUUUGUAAGUUCCACUGUUUGAAUUGCAUAAAUAUACAUGAUAGUCCACUACAUUUCGAGCGAAUAAUUCAACUGAACACAUUCACUGAAGGUCUAGUGAGUAUGAUUCGUCAAGAAACUUUGUUGUGGUUGCCAAAAAUUUCCAUCUUUUUGAGUGCAAAUGAAGAACCUGAGAGUGAACUACAAACAGAAUUAAUGUUGAGUGACUAUGACUUAAAAAGUGGUGCAAAAUAUGACGCACCACAACUGGAUUUGUUCUAUAGACCGAUUGGCAAGGUGUUAUCCAAUGAUUCCUGUACAGACAAAUUGUCUGAUGUGGGAGAGACGUUACAAGCAGAUCCUAUUUUAUGGUCCAAACUUGUUACUGAAAAUACCAAGUUCCAUGAAAAAUCGAUUAAAUUUGAGAAGCUACUUAUUCUUCUUAAUAGUAAUCAAAAUGCCUCAGCUUAAAAAACUUCACUUAUAAAUGUUAAUGUUUGUAUUAAAUAGUUUAUUCACAAAUAAUUAUCGAUACUAUCCUGAUUUAUGUAACUGCAUCUAACAUCUUUGUAACAGUCAAAUUGAAUGAAAUCAUGAUUUCACAAUAUCGUUAAAUUCUGAUCGAGUGAAUUUCGUAAAUAAACUGCAUUACCUGAUAUUUCAUAAUUUGAUGAUGCUUUAAUCGUUGAUGUACGCAAGAUGCAGAGUUAUCAAAAGUCACAACCCAUAUUACAAGUUUAUCAUCUCAUUUUGAGACUUCUCUUCAUUAUGCAUUUCCUACACCAUAACGAAGGUGAAAUUAUAUAUCUCCAGAAAAACGCAAUGAGGGCACACCGAUAAAGUCGAUUUGUAGGAUAACUCUUAUCUAAAGUUUCCGAAUUCAGUUAGUUUGAAUUACUGCACAACUAUCACCUACUGUUACAUUCAGAAUGAACAGAGCAAAUGGAUAGUUGAUGGUAACCUACAGCGCUCCUUGAAAUCGAGGGAAGUUAAUCAACAGGAGUAGCCUAAUGUUGUGUAAAUAAAAAGAACGCGAUUUAAAAAAUUGAAUAACCUAAGAAUUUUAAGUUAUGUCCGUUUGUAUGACCUACCACAUUAUAACUUCUUCUUAUAAUCCUCCAGUGAUGAUUUUAUAAGACUGAACCUUUUUAGUGUGUUAUUUUGAGUAUCUUUCACCCCUUAUUCAACCUAUUUAAUAAACUUUUAAAUCAGAAACAUUUCACCCCCUACAAAGUCGUAAACAAUGAGGAAUAAAUGGAGAACACUAGUUCAGAAAAACUUAAGUUAUGGUUUUUUAAUCAUUAAAAUAUAUUUAUACAUUUGUACAUUUAUUCAAGAGAAAUUCAACUACAGAACGUAAGGAACGCAUGGAUACUAUGAAUAAUAAAAAAUUUAA
Messenger RNA from Heterobilharzia americana, 2077 nucleotides. The record is from the annotation of a GenBank genome assembly. Lineage: Eukaryota; Metazoa; Platyhelminthes; Trematoda; Strigeidida; Schistosomatidae.